Molecule: messenger RNA, 222 nt
Organism: Strongylus vulgaris
Lineage: Eukaryota; Metazoa; Nematoda; Chromadorea; Rhabditida; Strongylidae
Source: the annotation of a GenBank genome assembly
AUGACUGUUAGGCCUAGUAACAGGGUUCGGAUGGCCGGAAAUUUACCCGAUCCGGCAAAUGAUUCUCCGGAAGAUGAAAUUCUCAACGGUCUCGUCAAGGCUGCUACUCUUCAAUCAGAAACUCGUGAUCAUCGACGGAAAGCGCGGCAGUUUAACAGAAAAUCUUUGCGUCGAACAAGAACCUUGAAACUGGUUGAUGGUCAGCUAGAAACAAACUACUAA